This is a messenger RNA of Staurois parvus, 400 nucleotides long. Lineage: Eukaryota; Metazoa; Chordata; Amphibia; Anura; Ranidae. The record is from the annotation of a GenBank genome assembly.
UUGCAUUUCCAUGUUGUGUAUACUGUGGGAGAGUAGAUAUAGUGACUGCAGGGUCCGGGAAGACAAGAUAUAGUGAAUGCAGGGAGACCAGAUAUAGUGAAUGCAGGGUGCGGGGAGACCAGAUAUAGUGAAUGCAGGGUCCAAGGAGACCAGAUAUAGUGAAUGCAGGGUGCGGGGAGACCAGAUAUAGUGAAUGCAGGGGGCCAGGGAGACCAGAUAUAGUGAAUGCAGGGGGUCCGGGGAGACCAGAUAUAGUGAAUGCAGGGUCUGGGGAGACCAGAUAUAGUGAAUGCAGGGUCCGGGGAGACCGGAUAUAGUGAAUGCAGGGUGCGGGGAGACCAGAUAUAGUGAAUGCAGGGUCCGGGGAGACCAGAUAUAGUGAAUGCAGGGUCCAGGGAGA